Messenger RNA from Racocetra persica, 891 nucleotides. NCBI's taxonomy places the organism in Eukaryota, Fungi, Glomeromycota, Glomeromycetes, Diversisporales, Gigasporaceae. The record is from the annotation of a GenBank genome assembly.
CUAUCUUCUGGAUACGAUUCCAUUAAAAGUUUGUUUAUGAUUGGUGCGCUAACAGAGCAACCGACAGUUGAAUGUAGUAACUUAACGAUGAUUGAGAAAAAUCUUGAGGAGUUAAAAAAAAAACUUAGAGUAAGUAAUAAUGACGAUUUUAGACUAGCUCGAGAGCAAUUUAUGGAACCUUUGGAACGCAUGAAACCCAAAUUGCCUUCCGAAAUUGUUACGAAAUGUGUAAGAUUUGCGCAUGAAUACAAAAAUCGGCAUGAUAAAGUUGAUAAUUUCAGAUUGAAUCUCGUUCAUGAUGCAUCGUGGAAAGAUGGGAUUCCGAAACAAAAAAAAAUUGUCGAUGAUAUAUUGGCCGUAAUAGAUGAAACUUGGAAUAAUCCAAUGUAUUCGGAAGUCGAAUUUCGCAACAAAAUAAAUGAGGGUACCUAUGUCGCCGACAUUGUACUUCCCCUUAUUCGAGCUUCAUUGAAUAGUCUUCAGUGUGGAGGGCAUACCUAUAUCACUACCGCUGAACACCAAAGUGUAGCGAGCCAAAGCCGAAAAAAUGAGCAGGAAAGUGAUGCACAAAUCGGUGAUAAACCUGAUAUCAUGCUCGCGUUGAUAUCAAAUAACAAAAAAUUUGAGCUUCUUUUUGUUGAAUGUUCUCGAAUAUUGUGUACUUCACGGAAAAAAGACGAUGAUUCUACAAAACUGUUACAGGAACCCAGAUUUAUGGAGGCUGAAAUACCAUUAACACCAUGUGAUGCUAAUGGAAUCAUCAACAUUGUGGACCUAUUAUUGACCCUUAGAAACAUUGUUAUUAUUAAUCAUUCUUUACUACGAAGUGCGGUAAAAAAUGCUUUGAAUCAUCAACCUCGCAAGGUUAUACCAAGUACAACUGUUAAAAAA